AGCUAGUUUCUCCAGUAAACUGCGUCAGACUCUGUACUGCUACGGUCUGUCAACAUGGCGGCCACCGUUACGAGCAAAUGUUUUAGUCCUCUGGCUCUCAUCACCAGGCGGAUUUGUGUGCCGGAGUUUUUCACCCAGUGCUUCUACCACAAGAAGGUGAUUGAUCAUUAUGAAAAUCCACGGAAUGUGGGCUCACUGGACAAAAACUCCAAGAAUGUCGGGACUGGCUUAGUAGGAGCGCCAGCCUGUGGAGAUGUUAUGAAGCUGCAGAUCGAGGUUGACGAACAGGGGAAAAUUGUGGAUGCCAAGUUCAAAACCUUUGGCUGCGGCUCUGCUAUCGCCUCCAGUUCUCUGGCCACUGAGUGGGUGAAGGGCAAAUCUGUGGAUGAAGCCCUAACAAUUAAAAACACUGACAUUGCCAAAGAGCUCAGUCUUCCACCUGUUAAACUUCACUGCUCCAUGCUGGCCGAGGACGCCAUCAAGGCUGCUCUGGCUGACUAUCGUGUCAAGCAGCAGGACAGCCAGCAGGGGGCGGUCGAGACCAGCAAAUAAACAAAGUUCUCUUUUACUCUUUAAGUGCGACAUCACUGCUCACAUCAUGCUGCCAGCAGGUGAAGAUGCAGAAUUUUACUGUCGUAAACUAACGCACAACAUCGAGCUUCACCGAACCUCCUCACCAGUGUUUCUGCAGGAUUAAAGUCCUGGCUUUCGCACCAUGAACACUUUAUUUUUUUUAGCCUGUCAAAUAAACGCACAAUGUCUGAGUUUCUAGUAUAAAGUCUGGCCUUAUUAUUUUUUUUUUGACGGGAGCGGGGGUUCUGAAUUUAUAACUCGUUUGUUGGAGAGUGGGUGACCUGUCUUAACACUCGGGCCUGAUGUUCUUGUAUGUUUAUGCAACUAAGCAAAAAUGUUAAGGGUUCCACUGGUUUUACUAUGUAAAUCCUUUUUAAUGUUUCUGUGGAAGUGUCCAAAUAAAUAAUCAUCAGUC
This is a messenger RNA of Cynoglossus semilaevis (tongue sole), 988 nucleotides long. RefSeq names its product iron-sulfur cluster assembly enzyme b (gene iscub). The transcript has 5 exons. The coding region runs from base 55 to 552 and encodes 165 amino acids. The record is from RefSeq and is a predicted model, not a curated record. NCBI's taxonomy places the organism in Eukaryota, Metazoa, Chordata, Actinopteri, Pleuronectiformes, Cynoglossidae. Gene Ontology annotation, biological process: iron-sulfur cluster assembly. Gene Ontology annotation, molecular function: iron-sulfur cluster binding; iron ion binding.